Gopherus evgoodei (Goodes thornscrub tortoise) is the source of this 1440-nucleotide messenger RNA. RefSeq names its product programmed cell death protein 2-like. The transcript has 4 exons. The record is from RefSeq and is a predicted model, not a curated record. Lineage: Eukaryota; Metazoa; Chordata; Testudines; Testudinidae. Bases 196 to 915 code for a protein of 239 amino acids.
GGGGCGCGGCCCGCCUGUGAAUUCAAUAGGCGCACAGCGCCCGCCCCCAUCCGCCCCCCCGGGAUUCCUGCCCCAGCCGCGUGCGGCACGCGCUCUUCGCCCGCCCCACACUCCCCAGCCAGGCGCUCUGACUCCCUUGCCUGCAUUUGUCCCCUCUCGGCCGCAGUAGUCACGUGGGCGGGCCCAGGGUCCGGUAUGGCCGCCUCUGCUCGCUGCGCUCCGGAGCCCCGCGUGCUGCUGGGUCUCCGCGACGCCGCCAUCCCGGACCCCGCCCGGGACAGCCUGCAGCCGCCGCCCUGGGCCACCAGCACGCUGGGCGGCUCCCCGAAUUGUGUCCCUUCGGUAACCAUGAUUUAUCCUUCUUGUGGGAUCUGCGGUACCACACUGAUGCACAUAGUGCAGCUAUAUUGCCCCCUUGAAGGCUCACUAUUCCACCGUGUCAUUAAUGUAUUUGCUUGUGCCAUGAAAGGCUGCUGGGGAAAAUCAGAAAGUUGGAAAGUGUUACGCUCCCAGUAUUUGCAGAUGCAAGGAAAAGAAACACAAGAUUGCAAAUUAAAGCAGAAACAAGAGAAUAAUUUUGUAAGAAAGGAUUGGUGUGAUGGAGCAGAUGACUGGGGAAUUUGUGAUGAAACAGAAUAUCCUGUGCAAACCACCAGUCACCUACUAGGCUUAAAGACAGUGAGCAGUUCCUCCUUGUCCAGAGCCACAGAGUGUGCAUCCCAGUUUCAAGGACUUAGCCUGUCAGAAACUACAGAAAUCUCUGAUUCCUUACAUAGGCCAGUUCCAUGUGGAGAUGGGAUAGCAAUGCCUACCUCUUGUCCCAGAUUCCAGUCCUACUAUAUCAAUGUUGUGGAUGAGGAAGACUACACUGACUACCUUGAUACAGAUUAUGCACACAAACUUUUAAAGGAAUAGAGAGGGCGUUGAUUUGGAAUUGUUGAUGUCAGAAAGGCGAGAAUAGGCUUAUAGUCUGUGCUGUUAAAUGAAGACCAUUUGAUAAACUCCUGUCUGCUGACCUUUUCCAAAUUAGUUAAAUCACUAUUCAGAGUCUAAAACAUUAGAGCAUCAGUCAAUUUUAUGCUAUCUUAAUUAUAUAUUAUCAGUUAAUUAUAUUUGAUGUAUGGAUUAUGUCCCGUAUACUCGUAGUUCCCUAGAUUAGUAUUGAAACUUCCUUUUCCUGUGGAUUUGAGUAUGGGAAUUGAAUAACUAUGAAAGAUGGACCCAUAGAGCCUUUAUGAAGGUGGUAGUCGGAAAAAUAGAUUUUGGACAUUAGAGUUAUUGUAUGCUGCUGGAACACUUGUGUAGCUGACCACUUGUACUGGAAACAAUUGCCACUCUGUUACAAUGUAAAGUAGGCUCCCACAACAGAAAAGUGUGGGCUCAAUCUGGUACUUAAGUAUGAAAGAUGAUACCACUUGCAGGAUAUACACCUCUACCCCG